AGCUCGCCGCCUAGGGCCCGAGCGGGCAGACCGGGUACUGAGUCCCGAAAUCGCCAGCGCGAGUCCCUGCUGGACCCGGCCAGGGAGCCAUGUGUCCCAACUGGGAAACUGGAGAAUCCAAGCCAACCACCUUGUGCAACAGAUGGAAAAACCGAGUUUCGGGGCGGGAAGGUUCUGCUCGAAGUCACACUAAUUUUGUAAAAAUGGAGUUUCAAGCUGUAGUUAUGGCCGUUGGUGGGGGAUCUCGGAUGACAGACUUGACUUCCAGCAUCCCCAAGCCUCUGCUUCCAGUUGGAAACAAACCUUUAAUUUGGUACCCUCUGAACCUGCUUGAGCGUGUUGGAUUUGAAGAAGUCAUUGUGAUUACAACCAAAGAUGUCCAAAAGGCCCUCUGCACAGAAUUCAAGACGAAAAUGAAACUAGAUAUUGUGUGCAUUCCUGAUGAGGAUGACAUGGGAACUGCAGAUUCUCUACGCCGCAUAUAUCCAAAACUUAAGACAGAUGUGCUGGUCCUGAGCUGCGAUCUGAUAACAGAUGUUGCCUUACAUGAGGUUGUGGACCUGUUCAGAGCUUAUGAUGCAUCACUUGCCAUGUUAAUGAGAAAAGGACAAGAUAGCAUAGAACCAGUUCCAGGUCAGAAAGGGAAAAAAAAAACAGUGGAACAGCGUGACUUCGUUGGAGUGGACAGCACAGGAAAAAGGCUGCUCUUUAUGGCUAAUGAAGCAGACUUGGAUGAAGAGCUGGUCAUUAAGGGAUCCAUCCUGCAAAAGUACCCUAGAAUACAUUUCCAUACAGGCCUCGUGGAUGCCCAUCUCUACUGCCUGAAGAAAUACGUUGUAGAUUUCUUAAUGGAAAAUAGGUCAAUCACUUCUAUCCGAAGUGAACUGAUUCCAUACCUAGUAAGAAAACAGUUUUCCUCCGCUUCCUCGCAGCAGAGGCAGGAAGACAAAGAAGAGGAACUAAAGAAAAAGGAGCUGAAGUCUUUAGAUAUUUACAGUUUUAUAAAAAAUGACAACACUCUGACUUUGGCUCCUUAUGAUGCCUGCUGGAAUGCCUUUCGAGGAGACAAGUGGGAAGAUUUUUCUAGAUCACAGGUGCGCUGCUAUGUCCACAUCAUGAAAGAGGGACUCUGCUCUCGAGUGAGCACGCUGGGACUCUACAUGGAAGCCAACAGGCAGGUACCCAAAUUGUUGUCUGAGCUUUGUCCAGAGGAGUCGAUGAUCCACCCGUCGGCCCAGAUUACCAACAGACACCUGGUUGGAGUUGACAGCCUCAUCGGGCCAGAUACACAAGUUGGAAAUAAGUCAUCUAUUAAGCGCUCAGUCAUUGGCUCAUCCUGUGUCAUACAAGAUAGAGUGACUGUUACCAAUUGCCUUCUCAUGAACUCUGUCAUCGUGGAAGAAGGAAGCAGCAUCCAGGGCAGCGUCAUCUGCAAUAAUGCGGUGAUUGAGAAGGGCGCAGACAUCAAGGACUGUUUGGUUGGAAGUGGUCAGAGGAUGGAAGCCAAAGCUAAACGAAUGAACGAGGUGAUUGUGGGAAAUGACCAGCUCAUGGAGAUCUGAGUCCUGAACAAGACUGACCCCUUCCUUUUGGCCCCAAAACUACAGAUGUUGGCUGGCCCACCUGUUUGACUCUGUAUUUAUUUUUCUUUCUUUCUUUUUUCUUUUCUUCUUCUUCUUCUUCUUUUUUUUUUUUUUUUUUUUAA
Messenger RNA from Peromyscus leucopus (white-footed mouse), 1705 nucleotides. RefSeq names its product eukaryotic translation initiation factor 2B subunit gamma (gene Eif2b3). Gene Ontology annotation, molecular function: translation initiation factor activity; guanyl-nucleotide exchange factor activity. Gene Ontology annotation, cellular component: eukaryotic translation initiation factor 2B complex; guanyl-nucleotide exchange factor complex. Gene Ontology annotation, biological process: cytoplasmic translational initiation; biosynthetic process. The record is from RefSeq and is a predicted model, not a curated record. Lineage: Eukaryota; Metazoa; Chordata; Mammalia; Rodentia; Cricetidae. Bases 90 to 1562 code for a protein of 490 amino acids. The transcript is spliced from 12 exons.